AUGGUUGUGACAAAUAAUCUCCUGGAUCUGCCACCUCCCUCUCCUCCCAAGCCAAAAACCAUUGUCUUACCUCCCAACUGGAAGACAGCUCGAGAUCCAGAAGGGAAGAUUUACUACUACCAUGUCAUCACAAGGCAGACUCAGUGGGAUCCUCCUACUUGGGAAAGUCCAGGAGAUGAUGCCAGCCUUGAGCAUGAAGCUGAGAUGGACCUAGGAACCCCAACCUAUGAUGAAAACCCCAUGAAGACUUCAAAAAAGCCCAAGACAGCAGAAGCAGACACCUCCAGUGAACUGGCAAAAAAAAGCAAAGAAGUAUUUAGGAAAGAGAUGUCCCAGUUCAUCGUCCAGUGCCUGAACCCUUACAGGAAACCCGACUGCAAAGUGGGAAGGAUUACCACAACUGAAGACUUCAAACACUUGGCUCCCAAGCUGACUCAUGGUGUUAUGAAUAAGGAGCUGAAGUACUGUAAGACGCCCGAGGAGAUAAAGUGCAGCCAGAAUGUUUCUUACAGACACAGAGAGUGA
This is a messenger RNA of Elephantulus edwardii (Cape elephant shrew), 525 nucleotides long. Its product is annotated as histone-lysine N-methyltransferase SETD2-like. Gene Ontology annotation, cellular component: chromosome. The record is from RefSeq and is a predicted model, not a curated record. Gene Ontology annotation, molecular function: protein binding; histone H3K36 methyltransferase activity. Gene Ontology annotation, biological process: regulation of DNA-templated transcription. Lineage: Eukaryota; Metazoa; Chordata; Mammalia; Macroscelidea; Macroscelididae. The coding region runs from base 1 to 525 and encodes 174 amino acids. The transcript has 2 exons.